GCGACGCCGGAGGUGCAGACCAUGGUGACACUAGGAGUCCAGCGCCGGGUGCGCGCUGCCUGCGAGGGUCGCAUAUGCAGACGACCAUCGCGUCGCCCGCGGUCCGCGGACGCUCGAGCAGCGGCGGCAUAGCAUACGUCUCGGCAGGAGAUGCUGGCGUGGCCACGGAUGCAGUGGAGACGCAGAGAUUAUGGGAGACGCGACGGACGUUAGGAAGUGGAUGAGGCAAGGUUCCUUUCCUGCACCUGCAGCCGGUCCACAUCAACAUCUUAGUCCACCUCAGCGCGCCUGCGUGGAAAACCCACUAUGCGAUACCACCUCAGGAGCCGAACUAGAAGCUAGAGCGCCGCCUCCAUCUUCGAUGUUGAGCGGCGGAGCCGUACGAACGGUGCCUGGUUGCCGGGGGGAGGAGGCGGCCACGCAGGGACGCGCCCAUGUGACUCGAUGCCCUCCGUCGCUUCGUUCCGGCGUCCGUCCACAAGCGCCGGCAGUGCACGCUACGACUGUGUCAGCAGCGCCCGUUCCCCCAUCGAGGACGGCGGCGGCGACCAUGACGCCUGGGGCGACGUCGGUGCCGCCGUACCGGCCAAUCCACCGCGGCGAAUCAUCGGCGACCGCGCCGCCGUCGGCGGUGGUGGCAAGCGGCGAAUCGGAGCCCAUCGUUGGGGGAGAAGCGUGCAACGGAUCGAGCAAAGGCAGCGCCGUGGAUGGGAAAACAGCAAGUAGUUGCUCUGGCCCAAGGAAGAGGGGGGUGAAGAGAAGUUGGAAGGAUGGUGUUGGAGCAGAUUCGAGGGCAUUCGUCCCUGGACGCAUUAGCCCCUUGGAGGAAGCACUACGGUGUUAUGGCGACAGAGGGGCUGGUCCAAUUAUUGCUCCACGUGCAGGGCUUGAAUUUGAUUCAUGUGAGGAGGCAUUUGAUUAUUACAAUCUGUACUCAUGGGAGAUGGGAUUUGGGAUUCGUUAUUCAUCCAGUCAAAGUUACAAGAAGCGUGGUGAAAUUUAUCGCAACAUGGUGUCAUUUGUGUGUGUAUGUGGCGGAACACCAGAUGCAGGAUCAAAAAAAUCAAUCAAACAGGGGUGCCCGGCGUUUGUGCGGUUGCUGCGAACGGAUGAUGAUGGAUGGUAUAUCAAAGAAUUUGUUGCAGACCACAAUCACAAAAUGUCAGAGACAUGUGCUGAAAUAAGUUGCUGGAAAUCACACCGGCAGAUUGAUCCCCACACAAAAGAACUAGUAAAGAAUUUAAGGGCGAACAAUGUCAGUUUGACGGAGGUGUCCUGCAUCCUUUCCAGUUUUUUUGGCAACAAUAACGCAUCCGCAGUUACAAAAAGAGCAUUGCGUAGCCUGACUGUUCAGAAUAACAGUGAGAAAGUAGAAGGUGAUGUCCAUCAAACCAUUGAAAACGAUGUCCAGAUUAACAGAGAGGCAGAAGACGAUGUCCAAAAGACCAUUGAAGUAUUCAACCGGUUGCAUGAAGAGGAUGAAGGAUUUGCAAAUGUAGUUGAUUUAGAUGAGGGUGGAAAGAUCAAGACAAUGAUGUGGACCAACGGAAAGAGCAGGCAUGAUUACCUUUGUUUUGGGGAUGCUAUCACAUUUGACACCACGUACAGGACAAAUAAGCGUUGGAAGAAUGGUGUUGGACCAGACUCAAGGAAAUUUGUUCCUGGACGCAUUAGCCCCUUGGAGGAAGCACUUCGGCGUUAUGGCGACAGAGGGGCUGGUCCAAUUAUUGCUCCACGUGCAGGGCUUGAAUUUGAUUCAUGUGAGGAGGCGUUUGAUUAUUACAAUCUGUACUCAUGGGAGAUGGGAUUUGGGAUUCGUUAUUCAACCAGUCAGAGUUACAAGAAGCGUGGUGAAAUUUAUCGCAACAGGGUGUCGUUUGUGUGUGCAUGCGGGGGCACACCAGACGCAGGAUCAAAAAAAUCAAUCAAACAGGGGUGCCCCGCGUUUAUGCGGUUGCUGCGAACGGAUGAUGAUGGGUGGUAUAUCAAAGAAUUUGUUGCAGAUCAUAACCACAAAAUGUCAAAGACAUGUGGGGAACAAAGUUGCUGGAAAUCACACCGGCAAAUUGAUCCCCACACAAAGGAAGUAGUGAAGAAUUUAAGGGCGAACAAUGUCAGUUUGACGGAGGUGUCCUGCAUCCUUUCCAGUUUUUUUGGCAACAAUAACGCAUCUGCAGUUACAAAAAGAGCGCUGCGUAGCCUGACUGUUCAGAUUAACAGAGAGAAAGUAGAAGGCAAUGUCCAUAAAACCAUUGAAGACAACGUCCAGAUUAACAGAGAGGUGGAAGACGAUGUCCAAAAGACCAUUGAAGUAUUCAACCGGUUGCAUGAAGAGGAUGAAGGAUUUGCAAAUGUAGUUGAUUUAGAUGAGGGUGGAAAGAUCAAGGCAAUGAUGUGGACCAAUGGAAAGAGCAGGCAUGAUUACCUUUGUUUUGGGGAUGCUAUCACAUUCGACACCACGUACAGGACAAAUAAGUAUAACAUGCCCUUUGGAUUAUUUGUUGGGGCCAACAAGCACUUCCAAUCUGUAAUAUUUGCUGGUGUGUUAAUGCUAGAUGAGAGCAUCAAGAGUUUUGAGUGGGGGUUUCACACAAUUUGUGGCUCUAAUGGGAGGCAAGGUACCAAAGACGAUACUUACAGACCAGUGCAGUGCGAUGGAAGUUGCAUUGGCCAAUAAGUUCCCUGAGAUAACACACAGAUGGUGCAAGUGGCAUGUGUUUCGGACUAUAAAGGCUGAGUUAGGCCAAAAGUAUACGAAGGAGUUCAAGGAAGAGUUGAACAAGAUAUGCAACCAUAUGCUAACCUCUGAAGAGUUUGAAGCUGGAUGGGGUGCUCUCGUGACAAAGCAUGGACUGAAGAAUAACGUGUAUAUGUCAAAUAUAUAUAAUAACCGGCACAUGUGGGCAAAGGCCUACUUCAGCGGGAAGUUUUGUGCCAAGCAAACUAGCACUCAGCGGUGUGAAAGUGCAAACCACGUGCUUAAGGGGUCUUUGUCGCCAGGAGCUACCAUGCAUAUCUUCGUGGAACAAUACCACAAGUUAUUAUCAGAGUUGAUUGAGAAGGAAGAUGGCAAGGAGCAUGAGGACAAGCUGCCAUUGACAGAAACUUCUACUGGGUGGCCAAUUGAGUCGCAUGCUGCUGAGUUUUACACGAAGACAAUGCUUGGCAAGUUCGUGGACCACAUGAAGCAGGGUGCUAAAUAUGAUGUGGUGGAGAUUGUGCCAAGACGAAAGUACAGACUUGAUCACGUAGAUCCUUUGAGUUGUGAUAAGUGGUACCGUUCGUCUUACAUGGUAGAUGUAAGGGAAGAUGGUGGCUACUACCAAUGCGAGUGUGGGAUGUGGGAUCAUAUGGGAAUCCUGUGUUGUCAUUCUAUCCGGCUAAUGAUGCAACUAAUGGUACGAAAAAUACCAGAACAACACUUGCUGAGGAGGUGGUCAAGGAAUGGCAAUAAAGUUGAAUCCGACAUUGUGAGGCAAGCAGACCUGGCAAGUUAUUUGCAUACAUCAAGAAGUUUCAGAAAUGCUUCACUAACCAACAAGGCAAGAGAGUUAGUGGAGUUGGGGGACCUGAACAUUGAAUGCUAUGAUCUGUGUUACAAGGGCAUUUGUGAAUUAAUAGAACAAGUGAAGAGUAAGAGGCCAAAUACAGACGUGGCUUAGCCAUGAAGCUUUAAGUUGCAACAUGCUCAGGCACUGCAGGCAGCUACCAGCAUGCCAGUUGUGGGAGGCAACGAAUGGGUGAUGGAGGUCAGUUGCAUCCAAGAGCAAAGACGCCAGAUGUAACGUGACACAGUGUUGGGCCAGCAAAUGCAAGAGAUGGUCCAGGAUAUGAGCGCCGUAGGCCUCUAUCAUAUUGAACAAAGCGGUUUAAAACAUGCGGUGGGACAGGACACAAUGCGGAUCAGUGCCCAGACAGGGAUCCUGCACUGGACAAACCAAAAGAACCGAGCAGAUGCACUCGUUGCAGAAUGACCGGACAUACCAGAGUGGCCUGUGGAAGAUCUGCUGGGGCGGCCGAACCUGCUCAUGGCGAGCUCUGAAAUCCAUUUAAUGGCAUUGAACAGGGCUCCGACAACAUCACAUUUUGGAUGCUAUUUUGUGUGGCAAUUUAGUGGACCCAUCUUUAACGACUGAAACCUGGUCGCGCUCCCGGCCAGGCAAGCCGUCCGCAUCAUCCAAAAGAACACCGGCCGUCGGAUCGCGCGCGGACGGCCCGGAUCGUCUAACAGAGGCCCGGCGAUCUUGCAAUAAGCCCCUAGACUUCAACGAAAUCGAACCUGCCGUCCGAAGAACUCUCAGGAAUUUUUUCAUAAAACCCCCCGGACUUCGUCGAAAUGCGAUCCGCCGUCCAUCGGUCUCUCUCAGCAACCUUUCGAAAAAAACCUCUACCUUUCAUGAAAUUAGAGCGCCGUCCUGCCAGUUUGUAAAAUACAAAUAAAAAUGUCGAAAAAUGUGGAUUAACUUUUGUUGGCUUCGUUAGGACAUGAGGUAUCCAAUAAAAAUAUUAAAUCUUGGUAAUAUCCA
Messenger RNA from Setaria italica (foxtail millet), 4526 nucleotides. RefSeq lists its product as uncharacterized. Bases 191 to 2677 code for a protein of 828 amino acids. The record is from RefSeq and is a predicted model, not a curated record. The transcript has 9 exons. NCBI's taxonomy places the organism in Eukaryota, Viridiplantae, Streptophyta, Magnoliopsida, Poales, Poaceae.